CAAAUUCUCUGUUUGGGGGUUGAACUUUGUGCUUGUAAAACUGAGUAUAAGGAGUUUCGGGCUUGUUUUAUUGUACAGGCAGGUAUCUAGUCCAAUUUCAAACAAUAAAACCAUUACAUAUUUUCAAACUUCCUCUCACCACUCCCAUCAAAUAACACUUAUCUGCCAUCUCUACUGUGUUCCUCCACCACAAGAUCUUGUUUAAACAGGAAAUGCAUUAUCAUAUGCCAGAUACCAGAGUCCACUUAAGGGUUGUGUCCUCGUGAUUUUGGAAUCUCAGUGUUUGCAGUAGACCUAUUGCUCAUCAUGAAGAUGUCAGAGAGUGAUCUUGAAAUUCAGGAAACAACUUGCAAUUACUGUCUGGUAACACAAAACGUUUGGCCACUCCUAAUCGAGGGCAAUGCUGUCGUUCGGGCCUACUUGCUUUGUCAGUUCCAAAGUUUAAAAGUUCACACAAAAGAAACAGACAGAUUUGCAAAAUCAUACUAUCAAAGGUGCUCUUACCUGAAAACCUGGGUGAAGAAAUGACUGGGGUACUUCAGCUUCUACUCGAGGCUCUAUCAAAUGACAAACAUCACAUCACUUUUCUGUCUAUGGGCUUUUUUGUUACUAACAACAUAUGUGGACUUGUAAUCGUAUUUAAUAUUGUAUUGUAUUGUAUUGUAUUGUACAGCCUGCCAAAACACCAGAAUCUGCUAAGAUGAAUUGACACUUCGCCCUUACCUGUAACAGUUUGGCUCGUCUGGCGGAUGUCUCCAUCUUGUGGUCAAACGGGAUAUUACACAAAGAUGAGGGCCUGACUACAGAGUAAAUAGUUUCUUUAACUUCACUAAUUAAUGUUUUAAGCAUUAUAAGUGGUUGGCCGCUGGAGUAAAUGUAUAUUUGACUUACAUUUGUGGUCUAAAAGAACAACAUAUAAGCAAGGCUACACUCGUUAAUCUGUCGGUAUUAAGCUAACUGUAGUUUUUUGAGUCCAAAUGAAUUGCACCUUUUAGUUUACUAUACUGCUCUUUACCUGCCUUGUUUUCCUAGUAAACUAAUUAUUUUAAGUUUUACAGUUAAAUAAAGCACAACCCGUCUCAAAGUAGGUUGUUUCUGAGGGGUAAAGACUGCAAUUAUUCUCAACAAAAAUAACAACUGCCCAACUAGUACCUUCGAAUUCCCACGGCUACAGUCCUGCUCCCGCGAGAUGUUCUCGAGCAACGAGCCGACCGUUGCCAAGGAUACAACAGCGUCGCAAUUGGAGAGUCUUUGAGGAGAACUACACUUAACGGGAGCAAAAAGUCGAGUAAAAAAGGUAAGCCUUUUUUUCUCCAUACAACCAUAACUAUAAACGUACUUGUGAUACGGAGUCAAAUUACCAGGAAAUAAUAACGUAAAUCAUAUCAGAAGCUAAACUGUCGUCGCGUCGUCAUGACUUAACCUGCGUAGCCAAAGUUUGUCCUGGCUUAUGAAUGGUAGACUACCAGUGGAUAGAUAGAUAACCACACAAAUAACCUUAAGCCACGACUGAUAACUUCUAAACGAAGUCCUAACACACCAAGUAAGAGUAACUUUUCCUGUAAAAACAAACAAGCAAAAACAAUUAAGACAUGCCAGGGACUGUGUGACUUUACUGCACUGAAAGUCUCAAAAUCAGGUCAACGUGUGACUGUUAGUGGUAGACCUAUAAAAGACCAGACUACAACAAAAUCUAUGCUUCUACCUUUGCUUCCUGCAGUUUUCUCCUUCAUUAGACUGUGUGUUUAUUACUUUCUCCAUAAAUGUAGUAGAUCAUGGAGCCUGAAGACGAACUGAAUGAUUUGCGGCUUCAGUUUCAAGAGCUACAAAGACAACAGGAGAGAAGAAAACUGGAAAGAAAAAAGGAGAAAGAGGAGACUAAACUUAAUACCAUUAUCACACAUGAUGAUUUGGAUUUAUCUAAGCAAGGAAUUCAGGAAGACAAUCUUGAAAACAGGUGAGUAAAAGGGAUUAUAGUGUGUGACUUGGUGAAUUUGGAUAGAUACUCAACGUAAUAACUAUUUUGGCAGAGUAUUUAUUAAGGAUGCACCAAUCCGAUAUUUGGAUCGGAUAUCAGCUCAGAUAUUGACAAAUUAACUGGAUCGGAUAUCGGAUGAAUGACGCUGAUCCAGUGUUCCGAUCCAGUCUUUUAUUUCUUUUAAUUAAUUUUUCUUUUAAUAGAUGGAAGUCUUACUUCUUUUUGCUGUGUGCUAAUGGCAAUUUGCUAUUUGUUUAUAAAUAAUAUGAAGUAAAUUUAUAUCUGUGUUGACUUGUUACAUUUUUUUUAACAAGGCUAAUGUCAAGCCUGAUGCCUUCACUCACAGGGCAAGGUAUACAAUUUAUUCAUUCAACAGUAGUAUUGAAUCGGUAUCGUAUAUUGGCUGAUAUGCUCAGCCCAGGUAUCGAUAACAGAUUGGAUCAGAAAAAAGUAGAUGGGUGCAUCUCUAGUAUUUCUCAAUAAUCUUUUUGAGCAAUUGUGAUUUUAUGGUGUAUUGAAUCUCUCUUAUGUAUCGCUCUUUUUAAUAACUCAAUUGUAGACUGCUACAGAGUGAAAAUGAACAUCUACUGGACCAGGUGAGGGGACUCAGGGAUGAAAAUGGUCGGCUCAUUAAGCUUCUCAAUGAAAAGGAUUUUGAAAUCAAACAUUUGCAAAAGAAAAGAGAGGAAGAGCGACAGGCUUUUGCAGGUACGGUACCUUAUUUGUUUUGCACCACAAUGGUGUAAUUUUAACACCACUACUUCCUUAUGACUCAUCCACUUGUCCAUUUAGGCACAUCAGGCUUAGAAGGUGAUAAAGCAGCCACCAAGAUUGUCGAGCUGUCCAGGAAGAACCGAGAGCUGAGUGCUGAGAUAGCAAGAGAAAACAUCAAAUCCAAGCAGAACAGCAAAAAAAUCAAAGAUCUUGAGAAAGAGGUGAAGUUUUGUGCUGAAUGAACCGUUGAAUUCCACUAUGUGGAUGGAAAUUUCUGUUUUCAAAACACUCAUGUUUGUAUCUAUUUAAGCCAUACUAAGAAUAUUCAUUAAUUUUUCUCUUUUCGUAGCUGAAGGCUGCUUUGAUGAACCCUCCACCUGAGCAAAAGUCUGACAAAAAGUCCAAAAAUAAGAGCUCACCUGUGGACUGUGAGGUAAAGAGAGAAGAUUAACUUCAGAGUAUACUUCUUUUUUUUUGUUUUAACUUAAUGAUGACACCAUAACCCGAAAAAUUUUUUAUUUUCUCAUCACAGCAAGAAGAUCCAUUGGUAAAAUCUCUACAGGAAAAACUGGCUGCUGCCCAGCUGAAAGUGAUCGAGUAUCGCAACCAGGUUCAAUCUGCUAAACAGGAGUUGAAAAUAGCUCAAAAGGUACAGCAUUACCUUUAUUUAGCCUUUGAUUGCUCAGUAAUUUUACAACAUAAUAGAGAUAAAAGAUUAUUUGGUAGGCCGAUAGAUUGGGCUGGUUAUUGGCUCAUUUAAAAAAUAGCUAUCACACUGGUAUCAGCUGACAAGGUUGUUGUGACCAUCAUCUUUUUUUGCAUGAUAACAGGUUUUUCCCAUCCUUAAUGACAGCAUGUCAAAUCUGAAAUAUCUAUCAAAAGUCAAUGAACGUUUCUAUUUCAUGAAUUAAUACUAAGAAAUUAAUCUCAAACAUGUUACAAGAUAAGCCAACCAUGUGUGUUAAAAUAUAAGUGCAUGGAAUAAUGCACUUGUAAUAAAUUUCAUCAUUCCAUGCACUUAUGUUUGGCUGGCUGUGGAAAAAUGAGUUCGAAUACCUGGAUUUUGAAAGCAUUAAAUAACACUUACCCAUUCUGCCAAAAUGAUUUAGGCUCAUUACAGCCCUUCUAAGUAACAAAUGUCCUUUUUCCUUUCUUUGUCAAAGCUUUCAAGUUAUUGAUCACCCUGGAUAUCAGAAAGGAAUGUCAACAAAAUGCCAACCCCAGCUCUACUAUGAUUAACAAAUAAUCUCAACAAAUCUGUGUUAAUAUGAACUGUUAAUGUUGCUGUAGGUUUUGAUCAGUGAAGUUGGAGAGGAGGUCAAUUUCCAGCAACUGCUUAGCUGUCCUGGGAGUUUCAGAGGUCGUUCCCAGCAGAUUCUGGCUCUUCAGAUCAGGGUAAGGAAGACUACCACCAUAGUUUGUAAUUCAUGAUAAGGUUUAUUUCAUUAAGAAGAUUGAAAAUAAGGGCUGUGUUUAAAUAUUAAUGAAAUGGGUUUGUGCAACAGGUGAGAGAUCUUGAGCAGCAGCUGCUGAAUCAGUCAUCCCAGCAAAGGCAGCCGAGUGUCCUGAGUGUAGAGGAGGAGUUACUUGGAAUGGGGACCCUGAAGAAAACCCCUCCUCAAGACAGGAACCUCAGCCACAUCCGCGCCAUGGAGAAGGAGAAGAGAGAAGCUUUUGAGGUGUGCAACCAUUAAAGGGGUAUUCGGCGUAAAAUUAAUUUAGGGUCCAACACACCAUAACACCGAGUUAGACACCACCUUGAGGGAUGAAUGUUGCCGACCGCUUGCUUCUCUAGUUAAACCAAUUUUAGUAACGACUGUACAAUAGCAAUACACAGCAGUCUGAGGAGCCAUGAACAAACCUAAACCAAAACACCACUCUAUAGCCACAAAUAAUGCUCAGAACAGCACCUAACUUCAUCAACAGUACACAUUGGGUCCCAGCCACAGCAUUAGCCACCAAACAUCUUUUUAACUUUGCCUAAUUUCUUUAGCAAAGAGACUAAACACAACUCACCUACUCUCUUCCAGCAGCUGCUUGUUUGUAGCCAGACCUCAGGCCAGUCCAUUACAGACUACAGCGGGGUGACGCAGCUCAAGGAAGAACAUUUAUGAUCAUUUAGGGUCACAUUAUGGUGUGUUUGACCCUUAAUUAAUUUCACAUCGGAAUAUCGUGUAAGUAUUAACAAAUUGGAAUAUUUAUUUGUACCUUCUACGGCGCCCUUUCCACAUCUGUGCAGAGGAUCUCGGCGGACCAUGAAGCCCUCCAGAAUGAGCACGAGGAUGUAAAGAAAAAGCUGGAAGCUUCAAAAUCCAGGAACAAAAUUCUGUCUGCUGAGAUAAAAACUCUGAAGGUCCAGAUCUCCACCCUCUUCGAGAAGGGCAAACAUGACGACGAGCUUGUGGCUGCUCUGCUGGUAAGGCAUGAUCGUAAAGUUCAGAAUCUAGUUUACAGGUGUAUAUCUCAGCCAGACUCAGUGUAGUAGGAGAGUUACAGAGUAUGUUUACUUACAUUUUUAAUGAUUGUGUAAAAAACCCUGUACUCUUUUUUUCUUUUGCAUCAUUUACAAGAAUCUCUGCUCCUCUGUUUACUUCCUCUGACAGAAGCAGCAGAGCCAGAUGCAGGAGGUUCUGAAACGUCUCAGCCAACAGCAGAACAUACAUAACAAAGAGACCCCAGUGACCCCGAGACUCCAGCAGAACAGCGAGUCUUCAGAGCAGAGCACUCUCAUUAAGAAGCUCAAGGAGGCAAAUGCCCUCAAAGAGGCUAAGAUCAAGGAACUGGAGGCUGAAAUCCAGCUGCUCCCUGUCAGAGUAAUUGAAAUGAUAUGUGAACUAACGUCGCUGAAGCUUUUUGUCUACAAUGAAAAUGUAAUUAGUAAGUAAUAAUGAUGCAGCACUUACAUGCAUUAAAUGUUUGCAGCUUUUGCAGGAAGAGGGCGGUGUAAGACAACCCAGUCUCAGGACAGCAGACUGCAGUUCAGGGCUUUUACCUGAAGAGGGAGACAAUUACAAGAGGAUGUCGUCUUCGGGGUAUGUUCACUAGUUCUUAUCAUGCUGAAUAAUAAAUGAAGUUUGAUGUUGUGUUUUUGUUGUGUUUUUACUGACAUGCAGUUCCUCACCAACAACCAUUGAGACUUUUGACAUUGUACAUCUGCAACUGGAGCUGAUUAAGGAAUUAUUGUAAUCAUUUUUUUGUGUUAUUUGAUACCUCACAGCAGUGAAAGGUUUUCUGUUGGGCUCUCAACUGCCUUUUUUUCUUUUUUGUUCAGAUCUUUCUCUAAAUUUGGCCAUAAACUAGUGCUGCCUGCUGUUGGAGGCUGUAUAGAUAUUCAAGUAAGUGGACAUACACAAACCCCAUUAUAGCUCUACGCUGAUACACCUGUGACAUAUUUGCUGAUGUACUGCUGCGUGAUGAAUUGACAGCAUGAAUUAUGUUUAAUGCUGUGUCUUCUGUCCUUGUUGUCUCUCUAAAAUGUGAACCAUGUUCAGCUGAUUUGAGUGCACAGAUGACGCAUAAUCAGGAAUAUAACACACAUUGUGCAGAGAGGGAUAGACAGGUUGAUGCACAACAUUAAAUAUAAGAUUUUUCUUCCAUAUUCUAUUUCUGGGAACAUGUUACAUGCUACAUUUCAAAAUACUCAAAGCCCUGCACAUGUUUCUUUUUUAGCAUGAUGUGCAUGAUUAUUGAACAAGUUUACAGCUCCAGUUCAUGUUUAUGUUUGGUAGAAAAAAAAAAAAAAAAGAACUUCAAAGUAUUUAGUCUGUAUCACAAUAAAUAGCUAUUUUGUCCAGCAGCCUUGUAAAGUAAAGCCAGUGCAGAAGUGAAAAAAACUUCAGUUUCUCUUACAGCUGGCUGCAAAAGAAAGCUACAUGUAGAUCCAAAUACACCUCCUCUAAAAAGCCCAUCUUUUCAGCAAACAUGUCAACAGCAUUGUUCAAAGGACGAUUUUUGUCUGAAGAACCCAUUUCUCUUUCCACACAUGCUGCGCAGGGGGAAAAUCAUCUCAGAUCAUAAGUUUUAGAAAUAUAAAAUUUGGGGGUUUUUGGGGACGCAGAUGACUUGACUGAUGGGUGCAAAACAUCUGUUAGAGAAGAGGCUGAAAGCUCACCUUAACUGCACCUCUUUCCUCAAGCUAGGUUGAAUGUAGUUUGUUUGAUUCUGCUAUUCCGAUAUGGUGACCACCAUUGUUGGGCUUUAAACUUUACUUCAGUGACCAAUGGCUAAUAUCACUGAGAUUACAUGCAUGUUUUAUACCGUUUAUGAAUUUUGCUAAGAGGCAUGAGGUGGAGGUCAAAGCAAUUUAACUUUUAUUUCUUUUCCUUCUCUGAAAUGCCACUGCACAUAAAAAUGUGGGACUACUUUAUGUAACUGAAAAUGUAUGUUAUGUAAUUAUUAUUUAGUGUAUUAUUGAAGUCAUAUGCAUUGACUUUUUUCCCCACAAAAUGCAGCUGAAAAAGAGUGACAGUAUUUAUCAGGAUUUAGCCUUUCAGCGCCAAUAUUCACUCACAGUUGUGGAAAGCACCACUUAUCUCUAAAGCAAGCGCACUUUUCAUGACUGAGCCCAGCUGGCGCUCACAACUACAGAGCCAGAGGGAUGAAAGCUGAAGGGGCAUGGUGCUCCUCUAGCAUGGGUCUCAAAGGUCAAAGAUGACAUAACUGGAAAAUGGUUUCAUGGAGAGUAACGUCUCAACCCAAAAACAGCAUAUUAAAAAAAUAAUAAUAACUUGAUGUCAGAGUCCAUUGCCCUAAACAUGAACUCUUGUGUGAGUCUUGUGUCAGAAAAACAGAACAAAAGUUGGUCUAUAGCUAGAGUUGUUACUCCUUAGAAGCCACAUUUGUGUAUUUUUUCAUAGCAGAGACAGAUCGCCUAAUAACCAAAUGACAAAGGGGUUAUUUUCAUCUUUGAGUACUAAUGGUAAAUAGUUAAAAACUAGUUCCAAAUGGGAUUUCACCAUAAUUUGAUUUGACUGAGAACUAUCAACAUGUAAUUUUUUUCUCAUUCUAAUUAACUACAGAAUUUUUCUAUCUCAUGUUCAAGAUUCCAUAUUUUGUCUUUAAAAGCAGUUUUUGAGUCAGUAUCAACAAUAUAAAGCAAUUCUUACCAUAUGUCUGAAUUGGGAACCAAAUUAAUGCAAUUAAAUGUACCUGAACCCACAGUGUACUUUCAUCUGCAGGUCUGUGGCCUUUUGCACACUCAAAAAAGUGCUUUCCCAGCUUUUGUGACACGCUUGUCCACUGACAUCAGUCUGAUUAGUUGCAUCUGCAUGCUUAGCUUGUAGGUGGUAGCGCAAACUCAAAGUGCUUGGCUGAUAUUCAUUCUGUCUGACACAGAGUGAAUAUUACUUUAGACUUUUCAAGCGAGCCAUCUGGGAGUUGUUUGAAGUGAAAUGUGCCAUUUAGAAGCACAGCGGCACCUUUAUUUUCAAUCAUGGCAUUAGCCGAAAGCAGCAAGACACUGCGGUGAAUCAACUGCAGGGUCAAAAUAACAGGCUAUUGAAAUACAUGAUAAUUGUGGACCUUCAUAACACUGUAGUUAAUAUGUUAACACUGACAGUUCUAAUUUAAACAUCUUUUAUAAUGAAAACAAUGCUUGGUCUUCAGAAAGUAUUUUGCAUCAGGUUCAUUUUAUAUUCAGUGGGAUAAAACUGAAAAUGUUUACUGUGUUUUCAGCUGUAUUAUGAGUUAAAUCAGUAAAUCUAACCUUUCACGCGUCUCAAGUUUCAUAAAUCUGUCCAAUCCGUCACCAUCAAGAAGACUGUCAUCAUUUGCACUUUUGAGUAACUAUUGGAGACCUUGAAUCUUCCAGGGACACAGAGAUGAAACAGGAGUUUCCAGCUGCAGAACUGAAGUACCAGGAGGCACACCACAUAAUGAUCCUGGAGCAGCAGCUGGAGAGGACAAAAUUAGAUUCAAAGUGAGGACUUUUGAGCCAAGGCCAUAUGACAGCUUGGUGUAAGAGUUUAAAGCAGUUUCAUGUUAUUAAAAUAUUUUUUAAUCGUGAACUUCUGACUCGUCUGUCAUGUAUGUGGCAAUGGUAAUUGUGUCCUUUGGGUGCAUAUCCCUUAGCACAGGUUGGCAGAAGUCUCUGAGCAACAGUAAAUGUCCAAAGACAAACAAGCCUGUUAGAACAUUUUAUUCUCAUCUUUUCAGCACCCUGGUGUCUUAUAUUGGUUCUGAAAAUAAGGAAUAUUUUCAGUCUUUCCUAGAGUUAAAAGGUACACCAGACCACAGAAAAAAUGAUGCACGUCAACGGUCUCUCAGCCUAGAGAGCUUAGUCUGGCCUUAGUCUGUCCAUGUACAGAGACGCUAAUGCGCUUGUACUGUAUGUUGUCUCCUGGUUGGUCAGUCAGCUUGUGGAAACAGAGGCGCUGAGGGCACUGCUAAAGAGGGCUCUCCACCGUGACCUGCGGCUCGGCUGUGACGUGAUGAGACAAGUCAAGCGUGUUUUUUUCCUGCGGGCUCUGUGACAGCCCAGACAAGACACUAACCAGGGAAACGGGCUGGUUCCUGCUCAGCCUCACGUCCAGCUGAGCCCUACCUUCUCCUGUCACAGUGACAAAGAGCAGGCUGCAAGAAACAGGCUCCCCUUUUCUGCCACACAGACAUCAUAUAGAUCCCUCCAAAGAGCAUUUUUGAUGGUUCCUUUGUGUGUUUGCCGG
Molecule: messenger RNA, 9354 nt
Organism: Xyrichtys novacula (pearly razorfish)
Lineage: Eukaryota; Metazoa; Chordata; Actinopteri; Labriformes; Labridae
Source: the annotation of a GenBank genome assembly